AUGGUAGAGUGUGAAAACACACUGCUCCUGUUUAAGAGCGACCUACACAGUAGCGCUGUAGCCAAACUUAGCGGUUGGGUAAAGGACAUGAUAGCUGUUGUGAUUCUGGUGAUCUUGGAUGCCUUAUUUGUUCUGUGUGAGCUGCUGUUAGACCUGUCUAUAAUCGAAGCCGAUGAGCAUCACAUCGCUCCACAGGAGUUUCACUACCUCAGCUUGGCUCUGCUCACCUUCUUCAUGGUGGAGCUGGGCUUUAAGCUGUACGCUUUUCAGCUGGAGUUUUUCAACCGCAAAUUUGAGGUGUUUGAUGGAAUUGUUGUGAUUCUGUCUUUCAUCAUGAAUAUCGCGUACAUCUUCAAAGAGAACACCUUUGAUGCCAGGGGCUUGCUCAUCCUGCUCAGGCUGUGGAUCAUUAUUGGUAUUCUGUUGUCAGUAAAGAGUCAAGCUGAUCACAAAGUGCACAAACUGAAAGAGGAAAAUGAUCGUCUCCUCCAUCAAAUCAGUGAACUGCAAGAGCACAAAACUGCAAUGGAGCAGGAGGUGAAAGCACUCUUAAAGUACUACAUCAAGCAUUCAUAA
Tachysurus vachellii is the source of this 576-nucleotide messenger RNA. RefSeq names its product voltage-gated hydrogen channel 1-like. The transcript is spliced from 6 exons. Gene Ontology annotation, biological process: proton transmembrane transport. The record is from RefSeq and is a predicted model, not a curated record. Gene Ontology annotation, molecular function: voltage-gated proton channel activity. Lineage: Eukaryota; Metazoa; Chordata; Actinopteri; Siluriformes; Bagridae. Bases 1 to 576 code for a protein of 191 amino acids. Gene Ontology annotation, cellular component: plasma membrane.